This is a messenger RNA of Rotaria sp. Silwood2, 522 nucleotides long. NCBI's taxonomy places the organism in Eukaryota, Metazoa, Rotifera, Eurotatoria, Philodinida, Philodinidae. The record is from the annotation of a GenBank genome assembly.
AUGACUUUUAGGAGUAGUCUUAGAAUCAAACAAGAUUUAUCUGAAAUAGAAAAAGAUAAUUGUUUUAUAACUAAAGCUGCUUGGAUUUCUUCAGAAAUCAAUAUACAUUGCUUAACAUCUAUAAUAAUUUUAGUGUCAUCAGUAGAGUUACCAGAAUAUGCAUUAAAUGUAUAUCUUUUCAGUAGUCAACCAUGUGAAGCAACGUUUCGCAGUGCACGAUCAUUAAGUGGCACAUUUUCGUCAGUAACAAACUUUUCAGUCUUUGCAUUUAUGAAUAAAAUUGAAAAAAUAUCAACUUUAAAUAGAAUUAAAUCCACAGAAGAAUCCAAUAACACAACAUGUUCACUUAAAUUUCCGAUUCAUCAUAAAAAUCUACGUAAUGAAUCAUCUAAAGCUGCCAACAACCAAAAUCUGAACACAAUAACAACAAUUGAUAUUGAAAAGAUAAUUCUGAAAGCAUAUAAAAAAAGCAGAGUCAAUCAUGAACGAGUUAAAGUUAACGGAAUCUUUAAAGAGGAAUGA